GCCGGAGGGAGGGAGGGCGGGCGGGCGAAAGGAGCGGACCCGACACCCGGUACCCGGCACCCGGCAUCCGGCACGGGACAGGCCGGACCGAGGGCCCACCGCAGAAGUGCCGAGAUCUUAGUUCAGAAGGGCGACCUCUCCGGGCCCCGCGGGGCCGCGCACUGGGCGUCCUCCACCGCGCGCCCGCUCCCUCAGUCCACCUGCCGCUGGGGACCCGACCGUCGGCGCGCGCAUCCCCAGGCUCGGGUCCCGGCCCUCGAGGGCGCCGCUGCCUCCGUCUCCGCCUCUGCAGCGUCCGCAACCGCAGACGCCCGGGCGGGACCCCGGCGUGAGCACCGGGCGCCCCCCAAGGAGUGCACGAACCCCGGAGCCGCCCUCGAUACGGACCGCGCCCGCCGGGCACACAAGAAUGGUCACUCAGAUACUGGGGGCCAUGGAGUCUCAGGUUGGGGGGGGGCCGGCCGGCCCGGCCCUGCCCAAUGGGCCACUCCUUGGGACAAAUGGAGCCACUGAUGACAGCAAGACCAACCUCAUCGUCAACUACCUACCCCAGAACAUGACACAGGACGAGUUCAAGAGUCUCUUCGGCAGCAUUGGGGACAUCGAAUCCUGCAAGCUGGUUCGGGAUAAGAUCACAGGGCAGAGCCUGGGCUAUGGGUUUGUGAACUACUCUGACCCCAAUGAUGCAGACAAAGCCAUCAACACCCUCAAUGGCCUCAAAUUGCAGACAAAGACCAUCAAGGUGUCCUAUGCACGCCCCAGUUCUGCCUCUAUUCGGGAUGCUAACCUGUACGUCAGUGGCCUCCCCAAGACUAUGAGCCAGAAGGAGAUGGAACAACUCUUCUCCCAGUAUGGUCGCAUCAUCACUUCCAGAAUCCUGCUGGACCAGGCCACAGGUGUCUCUCGGGGUGUGGGAUUCAUCCGCUUUGACAAGAGGAUCGAGGCUGAGGAGGCCAUCAAGGGACUGAAUGGGCAGAAACCACUAGGUGCGGCUGAGCCAAUCACGGUCAAAUUCGCAAACAACCCGAGUCAGAAGACCGGGCAGGCCCUGCUCACCCACCUGUACCAGUCCUCUGCCCGGCGCUACGCGGGUCCUCUGCAUCAUCAGACACAGCGUUUCCGGCUGGACAAUUUGCUCAACAUGGCCUAUGGAGUCAAAAGUCAACAGACAACCUGCUACCCAGGGGGUGAGAUAUCCCAGAGACAACGUCAGGGACAUGGUGGUGGCAUGAAGCACUGUUGUCCUCCUUCCCCAUCAGGGACACAUCCUGAGACUCCUUGUUGGUGCCUGACAAGAGAUUGACAUCGAAACCUCUAUAUCUUAUUUACUUAAAUUUCUACUUAUUUGUUUAUGUGACUGUUUAUUUGUCUAUGAGGCAGGGUUUCUCUGUGUAGCCUGGUGACCUGAAACUCGUUCUGUAGACCAGGUUGGCCUUGAAUUUACAGAGAUUCGCCUGCCUCUGUCUCCUGAGUGCUGGGAUUAAAGGCGUGCGCCACUGGCCCUAGUUGUUGUUAUUGUUAUUAUUAUUAUUAUUAUUAUUUACUGGAAAGGAGAUGUAAAGCCUUGUUAAUAAGCACUGGACUGCUGAGUCACAUACUCAGCCCUCUUUGUUUCUGUUUUCUUUCUCUCUCUCUCUCUCUCUUUUUUUUUUUUUUUUUUUUUUGUUUGUUUGUUUUUCGAGACAGGGUUUCUCUGUAGCUUUGGUGCCUGUCCUGGAACUAGCUCUUGUAGACCAGGCUGGCCUCAACCUCACAGAGAUCUGCCCGCCUCUGCCUCCCGAGUGCUGGAAGGCACUACCACCACCCAGCCCUCUUUGUUUCUUGACACAGGGUUUCGCACAGGCAGGUCAGCAAGCCUAAGCCAGGCGUGUCCUUGAACCCUGCUCCUUCUGCCUCUCCCUGGAACGUGGGCUUCAGGGAUGUUCGGUUUAUCUUCUUACUUUUAUUUUGAGCUGUGAUUCUCCUAGAGUGACAAGCCUGUGCCACCAGGCCAGCUCCUUCUUCAUAAUUUACAGCUUUGUCCUUUCCUGAGGUACUAGUGGCCUCAUAUGGAUACCCUCUUUUCCAUAAGGGAAGAACUUUUACCUUUUCCCUUAAAGAAAACAUUUUUAUCAGUUUCUCUUAGGCAUCUCUAAAUCACCAGCAUUAUCCAGUUAAAAUAACUGUUCCUUAACACAGAAACUAUGAUUUAGACAGUCAGUCAGCUCCUGAGACGCUAAGUGACUAGUGAGGGAGGUGCACAUGCCGCACAGGGACCUUCCGUCACGCUGCUCAUUCUCCUCGUUUAUCCCUUUAGUUCUUCCUCCUUUUCCACCUCCUCCUCCUCCUCCUCUCUCCUUCUCUCCCUUCUUUUCUUCUUCUAGACAGGGUCUUAUAUGUAUCUCACAAAAAUCUCCCUGUCUCUAACUCCUGACUGUUAAAGAAAGGCAUCUUCUUUUUUGGUUUUGUCAUCUCGUGUGUCCCAGGCUGACAUCAAACUGAAGGUGUAGAUGAAAAUGACAUGGAACUCCUCAUGCUCUGUCUCCACUGCUCUAGUGCUUGGAUGACAAGAGCCGUCUACCAUGCCUGACUUUUUGUGAAGUAGGACAGGGGCUGGGAAGCUGGCCCAGUGUGGCACAAGCUGAGGACCUGACUCAGAUCUCCAGCAUCCAUCAGAACCCUGGAGUGACAGUGCGUGUCUGAGACCCCAGUUCUGGAGGGCUGAGAGGGGAGGGUGAGAGAGGAGAAAGAGAGACAGACUUAACAAGAAAGGCUCUCUUGAGAAUGGAAGUGUGUUAAAGCUUGGACAGAUCCAAGAGUCAAAAGCAUUUGUUUCGAGACAAGUUUUUGCUCUGUGCCCUUGGCCUUCCAAGAACUAUAAUUAUAAUCCUAAGCCACCUAACCACAUUGAAUGUGCAAUUUAAAAUUUAUGAGUGUGAGCUGACAAGAAUGUUCAGAGGAUAAAGGGGCUUGCCACACGAGCAUGAUCACCUGAGUUUAAUGCCUAGAACCCAUAUGAAGUGGAAGGAGAAAACCAACCCUACAGACUCGUCCUCUGCCCUCCACAAGUGUGAUAGCAUGUGCACUCCCUCCCUACUACUACUACUACACACACACACACACACACACACACACACUAAUGAUACAUUUAAUAAAAUUAUAUUAGAUUCACAAAGAUCACAAGUGAGAGGCUAACCUGGGCUAUACAGUGAGAUCCAGUCUCAAAAAUCCAAAAACAUGGGCUGGAGUGAAGGCCCAGUGGUUAAGAGCACUUGUUCUUGCAGAGGACCCAGGUUCGAUUUCCAGCACCAACAUGGUGGCUCACAGCUCUCUGUAACUCCAGUUCCAGGGGUUCUGAUGCCCCCUACUAGUGUUGAGAGGUUUUGUCCCGCCUGGGCCCACAGCCAUUCAGUCCCAAAGAAACACACAGAGGCUUACAUUAAUUAUAAACUGGUUGAACUAUUAGCUCAGGCUUCUUAUUAACUCUUAUAUCUUACAUUAACCCAUAAUUCUUGUUUGUGUUAGUCAUGUGGCUUAGUACUGUUUAUCAGUGAGGCGUUCUCAUCUUGCUUCCUCAGUGUCUGGGUGACAACUGCAGACUGAGCCUUUCCUCUCACAGAAUUCUCCUGUUCUGGUCGCCCCGCCUAUACUUCCUUCUUGGCUACUAGCCAAUCAGCAUUUUAGUAAAUCAAUACAAAUGACAAAUCUUUACAGGGUACAAGACCAUUGUCCCACAGCACACUGGCUUCUGCAGGUACCACGUAUGCAUGUGUUUCACUUACAUACAUGCAGGCAAACACACAAAAAUGAAAUAAGUCCAAACUGAGCAUGGUGUGUUUAAUCCCAGCACUAGGGAAGAUCUCUGAAGGCCAGCCUGGUCUACAUAGUGAGCUCCAGGACAGCCAGAGUUACAUAGAGGAACCCUGCCUUGAAAAACCAAAAUAAACAAAUAAAUAAUCUAAAUAAUAUUUUUAAAAAACAAAACAAACAAGCAAAACAAACAAACAAAAGCCAGUCUGUGAAUUGUUUAUUUUUAGAAAUUUUCAUUUAAGGGAACUACCAGUAAUUGAAACCAGAGAAAGAAAAACUAAGUCAGAAGGGUAUUGCUUAUGAUUUGGAUAGGAAGAGACCAGAAAAAAGACCGAUGAGGCCACUGUUAGUGUUCGAGGAAGGUGCAGGACCACUGGCUCACGUAGGACACCCUACGCUGGUCUUGUAGGGCCAGUUUCUACCCACACAGGGUAAGUCAAAAUGGAGUCAGAGCUGUCAGGGAAGACUGGUACCAGGACAGGUUCAGAUUUCGGCCAAAAGAGAAGAGCUAGGGCUCAGCUGUUACCCACGCUGGGCUCCUUCAUCGGCUGAGGCAAGAAAUGGAGUUCAGUUCGAGGUCAGCAUGGUCGGAGUACAGAGGCAGUCUCUGUCUCUCUGUCUGUCCUCUGUCUGUCUGUCUCCCUCUGUCAUCUCUCUCUCUCUCUCACACACACACACCGAGUUAGUUUUGAAGGGGUGGGGACUGGGAAUGCAGCUCAAUUGGAAGAGCACUUGCCUGGCAUGCACAAAGCUUUGGGUUCCAUCCCAGCACUGUCAACUGGGUGUGCAAUGCCAGCAUUUGGGAGGUAAAGGCAGGAGAAGCACAAGUUUAAGAUCAGCAAGCAAAAAGGAAGAAAAAACAAAACCAAGAAGCCACCCUUGGCUAUAUAGUGAGUUCAGGCCAACUGGGCCACAGAGAGAAGCUGAGUAUACCUAUGGAAGGGUGAAGAUCAGCAGGGCUCAGGAUCAGGUAGGGUCAAAAUGUCACAAGAUACGGCUAAAGAUGGCACUUUAGGACAGGGUCAUAGGUGAUAUGUGGAGAGUGGUGGAGGUCAAGACAGGGUGCAGGUCAGGGGCUGGUGUCUCAGUGAGGUCAGAGACAAGCAAUGGGGUCACAGCUAGGUUAGGACAAGGGUCUUACAGACAUAGCACACAGUAUAGGGUUCUCCCAGUGGGGGGUGUCGGAGGCAUGCUGGGGAUCAGGGCAGAGCCCGCGUGA
This is a messenger RNA of Chionomys nivalis (European snow vole), 5008 nucleotides long. RefSeq names its product ELAV like RNA binding protein 3 (gene Elavl3). Gene Ontology annotation, cellular component: ribonucleoprotein complex. Bases 410 to 1303 code for a protein of 297 amino acids. Gene Ontology annotation, molecular function: RNA binding. The transcript is spliced from 7 exons. The record is from RefSeq and is a predicted model, not a curated record. NCBI's taxonomy places the organism in Eukaryota, Metazoa, Chordata, Mammalia, Rodentia, Cricetidae.